UCCUGCAGCGGCGGCGGCCCGGGGCGUACAGCGCGCAUGCGCCGCGGUCAGCCUGCCAGCGCCAUUUUGUGUGCGGCUCUUUCCCAUUUUAGGCCGCAGGAGGAAGGGAGCGGGAGUGGUCGGUGUCGCUCCCGUGGCGGGAGGUGAGGGAGCUGCGCCGCAGAGUGACGGGCUCGCCAGGAAGCAGCCUCCCGCGCUUUGAAGGGGCCGCACCUCGUUUCUUCUUUGCGGCCUACCCCCGCGUCGGAUGGCGGUGGUGGCCGCGGCGCCCCCUCUCCCGCUCGGCGGCGAUGGCGCAGGAGCGGGCCCGGCCGGACCCGGAAGUGAAGCGGCGGCGCCUCUGGUGGCGGCGCGCGGUGGAGCUGCCCGCCGGGAGAGCGCGGCGGAGCCGAGCGGCGCGGCCCGGUGCGGCGCGGCCCCUCCCGCGGCCGUUCUGCUGCUGCUCUCCCCGCGGAGCCCGCUGGAGUCGAGGGGCGGCGCUGAGGCGGCCCGCCCGCCGCGGUCGGUGCCGAACGCCCCAGCAGAGACGCCGCUGGGGCUGCAGGUAGGGGCUGCAGGCGCCGCCCGUGCCGCUUUCCCCUUACGCCGGUUCCUCAGCCGGUGCGGGCGGGACCCGGGUCGCUGCGCAUCCCUCGGAGGAAGGCGUUGCUUCGCCGCCAUUAAUCAUCCCCUGCUGCCCGUGACGCAUUUGGGCAGAAAAACCCUGUCCACCUGGAUGCAUCUGUUACAACUGGCAUGCUUAGAAAGUUCACAGUGCAUCGCCCAUCUAGCUAUUGUGAGCAGAAGGACUCUCUUUCUGUAUAGCCAGUCAGCAGGAGAGGUGACUUGUUCUUUUAUGGUAUUUAAAGCACCUAAGAAUGCCUAGCUGGGCAACUCAACAAAGAGUAUAAACAUUCUCACAAAACUUAGGGAUGAUGUGUAGUAUAAUGGAAUGAAAAAGCUGUGCUUCUGGCAAGCCAGGGAAAGGAUCUAAUUUUCAUUGGGAUAUGAACUUCAGGAUUCAAUUACACCAUGAUACUGAAAUAUUACAUCCUAAAUGUAUGUCAGUGUUAACAAGCCCUGAGAUUUCAGGACAGCUUGACUGUACUAGAAUCCUGCAGCUGUGCCCCGUCCUGUUCCGAGCCACUCAAAUUUAACAAAGUUAAAGCUUUAGAAGCUGUAGAAUGACACAAUCAUAGUAAGUCCUUUCAGGAUCUAAUCUCCCUGUAAAUAGACGUGAUAUAAGGUAGAAAUGUUUUUAACUUUAUUGUUCAAAGCAGCAGUAUUUAUAUUAUGUGUACUUUGUUAGUACCAAAGGUCUUACAGAUGCAAUGCAGCAGAUUCACCUGGGGAUAUGCAUUUUGGUCUUGGCUUGUGCAAAUUAGCACAAGGUUUCUUAAUUUAAAAACAGUUAACUUUAAAAAAGCAUUAAGGCACUCUCAAGUGUAACGCUGGCCUUUGGUUAUAUUUAAUUCUGGAGCUUAGGUGAUGGUUGUAAGUAAAUUAGAACAAAUUAUGACCUUUAAAAUGUCUUUGGUGUAUUGGUUCAGAAUUUAUAAAAAUUUUGCCCAAAGUCUUCCAUAUAUGUGGGACUCAAUAGGAAAAGGGAAGUAUAGGAAUGUCUGUAUUCUUCCUAAGAAUAAGCAGCAGCCAAAUAAAACUGUUGAAUGUGUCAUGUGGCUUCCUUGAGAAGAGAGACAAAAAACCAAGAUUUCUGGGAUAAGACAUUUUAAUUCUGUUCAGUAGUGACAUACUGCUCUGGACAUACUGCAUUUACAUGCAGAUAAAAGAACUCUGAACACAGCUAAAAUUCUCCAGAAAUAUUAAAAAUACUGAUUCUUGUUCUAACACUUGAGCUUCUUAGUUUGUAAUGAAAUACUAUGCUACUC
Molecule: messenger RNA, 1868 nt
Organism: Falco peregrinus (peregrine falcon)
Lineage: Eukaryota; Metazoa; Chordata; Aves; Falconiformes; Falconidae
Product: atherin-like
Exons: 2
Coding region: 248-865 (205 amino acids)
Source: RefSeq, a predicted model, not a curated record